Messenger RNA from Lemur catta (Ring-tailed lemur), 2694 nucleotides. Its product is annotated as ankyrin repeat domain-containing protein 26-like. NCBI's taxonomy places the organism in Eukaryota, Metazoa, Chordata, Mammalia, Primates, Lemuridae. The record is from RefSeq and is a predicted model, not a curated record.
ACGAGGUUCAGGCGGCGGCGCGCAGCGGGUGGAGGGAGGCUGGAGAGAGUGAGGACGAAGAGGAGGAGGUGCACUCCCACAAUACCAGGCGGGAGGGCGGUAGGCGGUUUGUAUCCGGGCUGUGAGGUGCUCGGAGCCUCGGCGGACCUUGCUGCCUCUGUCUCUUUAACGCGAGAGGAAGCGAUGCAGAGGGGUGGAAAAUGGCAGAGCUGCAGAUGUUACUAGAGGAGGAGAUCCCGUCUGGCAAGAGGGCGAUGAUAGAGAGUUACCAGAACCUGACCCGGGUGGCGGACUACUGUGAAAACAACUACAUACAGAUUCUGUUAGCCUUUUGAAAAUCCAGGAUGCAGUUUUUUCAUGUGAAAGAUUAAUGGAACUUAAAAAAAAUCACUGUGAACAACUUAACAUAAAAAUUUAAAAAAUGGAAAAUAAGGUUAGUGUCCUACAGAAGGAGCUAUCUGAAACAAAAGAAAUCAAAUCACAGUUAGAACAUCAAAAAGUUGAGCUGGAACGAGAAUUCUGCAGUUUGAGAUUUUCCUUAAAACAAGAAGAAGAGAAGAGAAGAAAUGCUGAUAUGUUGUAUGAGAAAAAUAGGGAACAGUUGAGAAGAAAAGAAGAGCAAUAUAGGAAAGAAGUUGAAGUGAAACAACAACUUGAACUCACUCUCAGAACACUAGAUAUGGAAUUGAGGACUGUAAGAAAUAAUUUGGAUCAGGUAGUACAAGAGCGAGAUGACACUCAGAGGCAACUUUCUUGAGAACAGAAUGCCAGAAUAUUACCAGAUGGGAUUCUGACGAAUCACCUUUCCAAACAAAAGGAGAUAGAAGUGGCUCAAAAGAAAAUGAAUUCUGAGGUUUCUCAUAGUCAUGAAAAAGAAGAAGACCUGUUGCAUAAAAAUCACAUGUUGCAGGAUGAAAUUGCCAUGCUAAGACUGGAAAUAGACACGAUAAAAAUUCAGAACCAGGAAAAGGAAAAGAAAUAUUUUGAGGAUAUUGAAAUUGUGAAAGAAAAGAAUGAGGACCUUCAAAAGACUAUAAAACUGAAUGAGGAAACAUUAACAAAAACAAUAUCCCAGUAUAGUGGACAACUUAAUGUUCUGACAGCUGAGAAUACAGUGCUGAAUUCUAAACUGGAGAAUGAAAAACAAACUAAGGAAAGACUGGAAACAGAAGUUGAAUCACACCGUUCUAGACUGGCUGCUGCUGUACAUGAUUGUGAUGAAAGUCAGACAUCAAGAGACGUAGAACUUGCUUUCCAGAGAGCAAGAGAGGAGUGGUUUCGAUUACGGGACAAAAUGAAUUUUGAUGUGUCUAACCUAAAAGAUAACAAUGAGAUUCUUGAUCAACAACUUUGUAAAACUGAAAGCAAAUUCAAUAGCCUAGAAAUUGAGCUCCAUCACACAAGAGAUGCUCUCAGAGAAAAGACUUUGGUUUUAGAACGUGUACAAAGAGACCUUAGCCAAACACGGAGUCAAAUGAGGGAAAUUGAACAAAUGUAUCAAAAUGAACAAGGUAAAGUGAGUAAAUACAUUGGAAAGCAGGAAUCUGUAGAGGAGAGAUUAUCUCAACUACAAAGUGAAAAUAUGCUGCUUCGACAGCAACUGGAUGAUGCUCAGAACAAAGCUGAUAAUAAAGAAAAGACAGUAAUUAAUAUCCAGGACCAGUUUCAUGCUAUAGUCAAAAAACUUGAAGCUGAGAGUGAAAAGCAAAGUCUUCUGCUAGAAGAAAGAAAUAAAGAGUUAAUCAAUGAAUGUAAUCAUUUGAAAGAAAGACAGUAUCAAUAUGAAAAUGAGAAAGCAGAAAGAGAAGUAGUUGUGAGACAACUUCAACAAGAACUGGCUGAUACCCUAAAAAAACAGUCUAUGUCAGAGGCUUCCCUAGAGGUUACAUCGCGUUAUCGCCUUAAUUUAGAAGAUGAGACGCAGGAUUUAAAGAAGAAAUUAGGUCAAAUCAGAAGUCAAUUGGAAGAAGCAUGGGAUCAACAUGCAGAGGCUGUGAGAUGCGCUGAGAAGACACAGGAUCACAUGCAAAAUGUGAGGACGAAAAAGAAGAAUUAAAGAAACUUACUGAGUCAAAACAAUCUCUGGAAUAUAACUUGGAUCAAGAAAUGAAGAAAAAUGAUGAAUUAGAAAAAGAAUUAUCGGGGUAAGAUUUUAAUAUUCUAGAUCAUUUCAUCUGUUAAUUCAUUUAGCUAUAAUUUUACUUUAUUAAAACCUAAAUGUAAAUUCAUUCUGUAUCUGCAUUUUUAUAAAUAAAUUAUUCCAUAUAAAAAUUUAUUUCAGGAACUCACAACACAAUCUGAAACUGUUUUCCAGUGGCCAAAAUAAUACACUUUAAUGAUUUUGAAAACAAUAAUGACAAUGCCUUUUGCAUAUAAUGCCAACUGUACUCUUUUUAUCAUCUACUUUGAGUUUUUCUUUCUGAAGAUAUUUUAACCUGUUUUUGGUAAUCUUUCCUUAUUUUGGUAGUAUCCUUCCUUUCAGUAUUCAAAUCCUUUAAUGUCCGAAUACCUAUGUGUGUCAUUUUGUAACAACAUCGAAAAUUGUCUUGAUUUAAUUACAUGUUCCUCCUGCCUCUUUUUUAAAAAUUGUAAAAUAUAUCAUGGAAAUUUACUUAUUUUCUGUGGGCGUCUCCCAUGUAUACGUGAAGUAUACAUGUUAUUAAACUUCUGUUUGUUUUAAAAUGUUAUGUAUAU